Molecule: messenger RNA, 207 nt
Organism: Arabis nemorensis
Lineage: Eukaryota; Viridiplantae; Streptophyta; Magnoliopsida; Brassicales; Brassicaceae
Source: the annotation of a GenBank genome assembly
AUGGGUCACAACGAUGACGAAGCUGGUGUAACGAGGAAGCUCGGAGUUUUCAUAAGGGAAAGGGCAAGGUACACAAGGCCUCGCACCGCCACAUCUGCUUCCGCAACACUUCUAGGCUGGCGUCUUCACCUCCUUAAGCAACUUCAGCAAACAAGUCCAAGUACUCUAGCUUCGGACAACCCUCGCAUAUCGAAGCGAGUCCCUUGA